CGCGCACUCACACCACUGCUGUCCGGAUGCCCUCUAGUCACAAGUCGGAGGGCUCCCUCGACCACGCGUCCCCGCCGCCGUUCACUAACAACUACCCCUCGCAGACCCAGUCGCAAAACGAUCUAGGUUUAAGGCCGUCGAAUCAGGUGCAGACGCAGACCAGUCCCGAGUACACGUACAAGUCGGUGACGACGCUGCCCAAGCGCCAGCUGUGGCAGAGGAGCGCGAGCUGCCGCGAUUUGUACGAUUUCAGCUUCGAGGACUCGGGCCAGGCGAAGCGGCGCGCCGUCAAGCCGCCCAAACCGCCCACGGAGAAGACGCAGAGCGUCGAGAACCGGAAGCUGGAGUCGCCGAUCACGCGCUACGACGACCACCACGCGAUCUACAGCACGAGCUCGCGGGACAGCAGUCUGGAAAUCCACCAGGACAUCAUGAUGCCGGACCAGAAGGUGUACUCGAGCAGCUACCCGGGCACCACCACCUACUCGCAAGAGUCGAUGGAGGACCCGGGCAACUACGACCUGAGGGACUCGCAGGACGACCUCUCGCACGACAGCUACGAACUCAUCGAGAAAUCGGACGACGACUACAGCACCUCGGGCGACUACAACAAGUACAAGAAAGGGAAACCGCUGAACACGAGGAGCUGCAGCUUGGACUCUGGCAACUACCUACCUUCCGAUAGCGACUCAGAGGGUGACAAACGACACAAGUGCAAGAGCGUUUCGGACGUGCAGCACGACAUCUUCAUGAUGGACGACCCGCGGGACCUCCCCAGGGAGAUAAUCCCUCGAAAAUCGGACGGGUCGUUCUACAAAAACUACAAGUUAACCUCGCGCACGUCCAGCCAAGAAUCAAAAAGCGACUACUUCGAAACGAAAACGGGCAAAUCGAGUCGCGAAAGUCUCAAGAAAGCCGGACGGGCUAGUAGUUACGGGUCGAGGACGUCCAGUCCCGAGUCGAAGAGCGAGUACGAAGGCAAACGACGCAAGACGAAGAGUUACGAAUCGAGAACGUCGAGCGUGGAAUCGAAGAGCGAGUACUACGACGCCAACUCGAAAAUCGACGAACCGAAGUUCUACCACCACGAGUACGACCGGAAAAUCGCCUUCGAGCGGAACUACGGGACGCAGAAGCCGAAGAACGACGUCGGGGACUACCCCAAGAAAGAAGUCUCCCACGUGCACUCGAUCAGUUUGCAGAACGUCGAGACCGAACAAAACAUGCGAGUUAACCGGAUGGUGGAACAAAACACCGUUCCGAGAACGCAUAAGCCGUCGACGAAGGUGGAGCAGGAGAAGACCACCCACAUUUGGCCCGAGAGCAUCGCAGGAGUACCCACGGAAAUCCGGAACUGGCCAAGUAAACAACAAAGCGCCACACAAAGGUCAACCGAAUCGGAAAGCAACAUUUUUAGUUUCGACGAAGACAAAAUACAGUCGUUGCAGGACAGUAGCGACAUGGAUAUGUGUGACCACAGCUUCGGGGUAGUACCCAACUCCGACAAAGCGAAGAAGGCCGAAACCAAACGAAAACAAGUGUUUAUGGAGAUCGAACCGAGGAAAAUCCGCGAACCUUUGCCUCUCCAUCAACCAAUCGAGCGGACCAAGUCGGACCCGAAUUCUUUGGCACGACAGAGGUUCAAUUCGAGUACCAGACGAAUGCUUUUGAUGCAUCAGAAGUCGAUCGACCUCACCCCGGCGGAGUCCAGCGAUGAGGACUAUCUUUACAAGCAAAUACCCAGUGCUCCGCCUAUCAUGAAAUACAAGGGUACCCAUUUCGAGAUGCCCACAGCCGAAUUCGGCCACUUUGACAUCCUCAAGCGCGAAAUCGAGGGUCAGAAGACGAAAUUUGAAGUUCCUAAGAGCCAGUUCGAAGUAUUGGGUGCCAAAACGCAGUCGGACUUCAUCAACUUACCGCCGAAAAGCGAGGAUAUCCCGUAUGUGCUUCACAAGCGGCACGUGAUGAACGGCACAGCCACUAAAGAAGAAGUCAAACAAGUGUUUGAAAAGCAGGAAGAGAAGAAAGAAAAAGAAAAGAAACCUAAACCCGUCGAGUCCGAGCAACCGUUUUUGUUCACUCAGAACAUAGACCUGUCUAAAGUGGACCCGGUCACUCUAGAAGUAGACAAAAGCGAGAAGCCUGUUCAGCACAUGUCGAGCCCGAAGCGAGACAUCACACAUAUCGACCCGGUGCUACUAGAAGCCCUCAGUUCUAAACUUAGCCAAAUCGAAAGCGAUUCGCCCACUAGCUCAAAAACCGAAAGUCUGAAACCUCAACCCAAACUGCUCAACGUUGUUAAAGAGAAACCCGUUAUUGUUAAACCACCCGAACCCCCGAUCAUCAAACCACCCGAGCCCGAGAAAAAGGAAACCGAGAAAGAAAAAGUCGCCAAAGUUGCCAAAGAGAAACCCAAGACUGAAGUUAAACCCAAACGCGGAAUCAAGCCUAGAAUGCAACCCGGCAAAAAGGGGAAAGUCACGAAAACCAAAGUCAGAAUAACGUCCUUCAGUUCGGACGACGAGUCCCUGGAUUCGGACGACGUUUUCGGGAGUGCCGAAGCCACUCCGACUAGGAUGGAGUUCUCGCCGCCCCAGAUGCGUAAAGAGAUGGAAUCAAUACUGAAGUUCGAGUCCGAGCGGAAGUACUUGCAGUACACCAUGUCGUCGACGGAGGUGGAAGGAUCACCACCCCAAACCCGCAAAAAAACCGACAAGUCCCAGUACGACAACGGACUUGACCCGAACGUCGCCCAACCCGAAUUGAGACGCAUCUCCGAGCGGUCCUUCUCCAUCCCGAGCUCUGAAGACGAUCUGAACAUGAAAACGUCCGAUAUGCAGCCGGUGUUCGCCGAACCGGCUACCGAAAGCUUGACGACGGUGCAAGAAACGGAGAAGGAAGACGCGGAUAAGUCGUUAAACGACACAGUACAAGAGGAUUUAGACAAGACUGAAGUAAAUCUAGAUGAUGAGCGAGAAAAAGAGAAAUUGUUACUGCAAGCGGAGAUCGAGAACGACAUCAAGAACUUGAAGGUACCACCCAAAACGAAGAUUACGGAGAUAAUGUCACCGUCGGUGCGCAAAAAGGGUCAAAGCCCGCUGCUCUUUGCGCACGCCCGACUGAACCUAUCGGAAGGUUCCGCCUUCACGUUACUCCAGAAACAACAAGCCACUGAAUCACCUCUUCCCGGUCGACGCGCCAAAAGUUUAGACGCUCCCGUCAUCCCCGUGAAUCGUCUUCCACCACUCAACGCGUUCUCGAGCAAGGACGACACAGUAGAAGAAGAGAGUACUCGCACUCAAGUCGACGAAAUCGUGGCACCCGAACCCGUGAAACCGUCUCCAGUCGAAGAAAAGGAAGUUAAGAAAGCGGAAUCCUGUGAGGAAAAAGUCGAAAAGAAACGGACCAUCCCUAAACCCGAGCGACUCAAACCCGUGCCGAAAGAGCGCGACCAGAUCGUCCCCGACGUCACCAAAUCCAAGAAAUCCCCGAAGGUGUCACCCAAAACCCCUCCGCACAAGUUGGUCAAAGGUAAACCCAUACCAGCGCAACGUACUACUUCCUUGAAGGACGCUCCGAAGACGUCUCCAAGGGAAAAAGCUCCUAAGGCGGCAACGAAACCACCGAAACCGGCCCCCAAAUCGUCUUUAGCUAAUAAGGGUUCUCCGAAGGUGAUAAGUUCAAAGGUGACUAUCGAGAGUGUGGACGAGAAUUCGGUGGAAAGACCUAUGGAGAUUAAAAGGACGAAGAGCCAGGAAGGGGAGCCCGGGCGCAAAGUACUCCCGAAAGAGAAAGCAAAGAGUUUGGAGAAACUCGAGUUGAAGAGGGUUUCCAGUAAGGAACGGUCCAAGUCGCAGGAUGACAGCGACACUGAUAUAGCCAAACGGAAGGAGAAGCAGCAGAUGUUGUACGAAACGGCGAUCAAGCAAACCAAGACCCUCAAGAGUCCGGUGAAGGACGUGCUGCCGGUGUUCCCCCAAGUGGAAGAAAUGGUGCGUGAACGCCACGGCAAGCUCGAAAUCAGCAUCAAUACCAUCGAAAACAACAAAGUCUCGCUAGAGGAGGCCAUCAUCAUCACCAAGUCGCCGAAGAAACUCGACAAGAAGAUGGACAAGAAGUUGACGAAGAGCUUGGAGUUGAACCUGACGAACGACGACGAGUACUUCGACGAAAAACCGGUGCAACGACUGGGGAAAAGUCUGGAUUUAGACAACAGGCCCAAGGAAGACGAAGUGAUUACUUUCGACUUCAAAGCGGAGACCAUCAACAACAUGAAAGACGAAAUUUCGCCCGAAGGUGCUUUAGUACAAGAAGUCGUGAAAGCCGAGGUACACAAAGAAAGUACCGACCAGGACGUCGACGAACCCCAGGAGAAAAUCAUUUUGGAAGGGACCAGUCUAGACGUGUGGUUGUCGGUAGACGGGCCAGACCGCACUACCAGCAAACUCGACAACAUCCAAGUGAUCCAAAAAAGCGAUGAUUUUUUUGAAGAACGGACCAUCAAACCGCCGGAUUUGGGCAAAAUCGAGACGAAGAGUUCGUCGGAUUCGCAAAGUUUGGACCAGAAGACGAGUCUCGGGAAUUCGUUGGAUAUUAAAUACAUAGACGAUUCGGGCGAUUCGUCCCAUCGAUCGGAACAAGACGCUCAAUUGAUAGCCGAAAUGCAGAAAGCGUCUGAGACCGUGUCGAAAUUCCUGCGCAAGAAACUCGAGAAGCGCAAACUGGCGGCAACCCCUCCUGUCAAAGAGAUACCAGAGAACAUGGUGCGGAUCACCAGCGAGGACGAAUCUUUGACUGAAGUGAGCGACUUGAAGUGCGAAGUCGACACGAACCUUCUGGCGGUUAGCGACAGCCACAGAGACGCUUUACUCAAACUGAGUAUCGAACGCAGCCGGUCUGAAGACACCGGGUCUUGGGUGACCGUGGAGUGCGACGAGUUCUACGGUGCCGAAGAAUCGUUCGACUACGACCAAGCUCCGAUUGAUACACCAGAGAAAGAACAAGAAGCCAAGAGUCCGAUUGGUCAAGCGAAAGCGCCCGAAUCCGGGGACACCGCGAACCUUCUAAGUGCGGUGAUCAAACACAGCAAGUUGGAUUUGCUGAAACGUAGCUCGGACCAGUCGAGGUCUAGUGAUACCACGGGGUCGUGGACAAGCGGGGAGAAGGACCCGAGUCCUGGUAACAUCAAAGAGACGACUGAUGAGUCUAGCGUUAGCUGCGCAAUCGGGCUAGCCAUUGGGUACAGCCAAACUAUUGAGAAGUUCUCGAGUAAAGAGGCGCUCGAGAAGGACUCGCCGGAGUCGUCUGAACCUCCGAGGAGUCCGCGCAGUCCGCGAAGCCCGAGGAUCUGCGUCCUGGGACGUGCUUUCACCAUCGACGAAGAGUCCUCACGGAAUCGGUACGAGGAAUCGAGCUCAGAUGAAGGUCACGAUAUACCCAAAGACCUGACUCCGGUGCAGGAGGAAAGCAACGGGGUUAAGUACAAGAAGACGCCCUACCCCUUCGAGGAAAAGUGGUCAACGGAGUCGGAGUUGAGUCAACGCUUGCACCAGAAGCUGUCGAAGAAGUUGUCUUCGGGUGACAAGAGCAGCUUGUCGUCCCUGGACGAACCAAAGAACGGCAAAAGUUUGCAUUCGUUCGACCGACUGUCGUUGGAGUCGCGAAAUUCGCUAGACACCGAGUCUAGUUCGGGUAGUCUUGGUGCCGCCACGAGACUAGGAAAGUCGGCUGACAUCCCACGGGAACUUAGUUCCACGUGGCGACCCUUCCCUCUGGAUAGUUCCGGGUCGGAGAGUUUCGACGAUGGGUUGCUCCCGCCGGACCAGGAUUCCGACAAACAAGAGUAUUUCUUGGCUCGGGACGCCUCCGACUUUGCGCCUUUAACCGACGUCUGCUACAAAUCCGACAGUGACGUGACCCCAACUCGUGACGACACGGAACUACCCGACGAUUUAGCCCAUUUUCAGUCGAAUUUCGGCUACCCGAGCAUCGGCGGGUUGACUCUUACGCUAGGGUCCGGGGAAGUCCUGGCCAACUACGGGGGCGCGUUCCUAUCGCGGACUUUGUCGCGCAUAUCCGAGCGCAGCACGAACUCAGAAAAGUCGAGCCUGGAGGAGGAUUCCACCAAGGGUAGUACUCAGAGUGAUAGUUUAAAUGAUGAGUCCAUGGCGUCGAGUAACCCGCAAGUGAGUCUGAGCUCGGACCCACCCAGUCAUGCACAUGUUUCCGAAGACAAGAAGACUCCAACCAAUGAAAAACUACCGAGUCCGAGGGAUGCCCCCAGUUUCGAUCGUACCCCGAUUAGUAGUUUGUUGCAGCGGCAGAUUUCCGACGACAGACGAACUUCAGCGGAGAUGGCCGAGUUGUCGAUCGACGACAUAGAGAUUAUUUCCGAGCGAGGGUUAAAAUUGAAGAGGCAAGGGUCAGACGAUACGAUUAUCGACGAAGAGUGUUUUGAACCCAUUGAAAACAACAGGAAAAAUGGGUCGAGUAGCCAGGAGAGCGAGGAGUGGCCGCUACCUGAGAUUCCACAGCAAGACAAAGGCACGCUUUUGGCUAUGCACGAAAUUCCUAGUUCGGAUACGUCGCAAUUGACGACGCAAGUGUUCCAGCCGCCGCGUACCAACAUCCCUAAAGUAUUUGGUUUGAGAGGGUCAAUCAAAAGCCAGGACUCGGAACAAUGGCCCAGUCCCCCUUCAAGCGUCGUUGAACCACCCAUAGUAGGCGACGUAGAAACGUACUACAUGACGCCGCCGGAAGAAGCGUGCAAGGUCACGAUCGACUCGAGUACCGUCAGUACUUACGACAACGAUUCAAACUCAGACGACAACAAAACCUCGGAACUGGAAGGUGAGAAGACCCACACGUACGAAAACGUGGCUACGGAGCACAUCAGUGAGAGUAUUUCGGAGAGUUUGAGUGUGGGGGUCAGCGGGAUUAAGAUAGUACUGGAUAAGAAGUCGCAGGAUUCCAACUCCGACGAAGAUUUGAAUAUUUCUAAUUUGAACGACGACGUGUUCACGGAUACUAUUGAUAGUUCGAGGAAUGAGUUGCGGCCGCCGACGGUCAUGCGACGCAGUACUACUUCGGAUGACUCGUCGCACUCGCACUCACACUCUCACUCGCUUUCGCACUCUGGUGGACCCCCGAAAGCCGAACUGAAACCUCAAUCUCAAAAAGGGUCACACAGUUCGUACUCGGAAGAGGACUGUACUAGUUCUAUGGCGACUAAUCUCGAAGACGGUACUGUGCGGUAUGCUUUUAAGCCGACGAAGUGCACCCACAGUUCGCAUUCGGAAGACACGUCGAUAGCGCUGAGUCUGUCUGAGUGGUCGAAUAGUACCAAUACCGUUAAGUUCCAAAACUUGUCGAGUAACAGCGGUACUACUAAGAGUAGUUCGGGGUUAAAGAGCGACGAUAAUUCGUUGACGGACAUCGCGCAGAGUAUUUCCGAGUGGUCGAGUAGUAAUAGUAAGCAACAACAAAGUACUAGUUUACAGUUUCAAAAAUUGUCUUCGACUACGUCGGGUGAUAGUACUUUGACUGAUUUAAUCCCGACGAUUUCGGAAUGGUCUAGUUCCGACACUUCCAAGACACUGGUGCCUCAGCAAUUCUUCCCGACGAGUCUGAAUGAGCGUCAAAGCGUGACCCGACUCGGGUCGAGUGUGGACGAAGGGGAAUUGGGGACUCCGCUUGACCAUAAAGGUAUGCCGAGCCCUAAGAACAUCCCGUCGGAGGAUCUAGCACAACUGACUUGUGCGUUAGCGAGUCGGGGCGACGGAAAGUACUUCACUAAGUCCACGGAGAGACCUAUAGUGAUUCCGUUGCAGCCGCAGUCCGACACGGAGAAGAGUAGUAGUUCGAUUGAGCAAAAAACGGUGCAUACGCAGCGGUACGACAAAGACAAACAAAAGUACCACCAGCCGAGUACUAGGAGCACCGAACGCCCGGUUAAAGUCCCGCUCAAACUAUCCAAGUGUUCGCCGUACUACUCUAGUAGUUUGAGUUCUGAGUCGACCCCUCUCGCCAGUACUAGUCCUAUUCCGAUUAGUAAGACGGCGACGGUACCGCUGACCCGCAGUCACAAGAAACCCAUUUCGAAGAGUCUCUUCCACGCCAAGAGUCCUCCGAGCGAGAACGACUCCACUAGUUCAGUCGAGAGUCCUAAGAGUAAGUCUGAUCGGGAUCGUCGCGGGUACCGACGGAGACGGCAGAGUCAGACGCGUCGCCAGAAGGAGAAGGAGCACCACAGCGUCGAGGACUACUACUACGCGGGCGACGACGCUGGGGAGUACUAUCAGUACGACGACGCGCGCGACGGCAGUCCGUUGCUGCAGUACUCCGAGAAUAUCGAAGAAGAGGGGUACUUACCCGACGGGGACUCCCAGUCGGGCUCGGAUAUUUUCCGCAUGGAGAAGGAGGACGACGAGAGGUACGACCUAGCCGAGGGCUUCGACGUCGCCUCCAUCCCGCCUCCGCUCCUCGAAGACGAUUUCGAAGAGGACCCCUCGCCGCAAAUUUGAUUUUAAUGUGAUGUAGGAGUUUUUGUUGGGGUAUAGUUUCGUUUUGGUGGUGCUUGUUGUGGUCGUCGGCGCGCUACUUUUCGUCGUUGCGUUGUUCAACUUUUUGAUAUUUGUCGAUUUCUUCAGUUUGUGCUAACAAGAGCCAGUUCACCGAUCUUACCCCAAGCUCUGGCUCUGACGAAUCAAAUGUGUCCUGACGGGUACUGGCUGUGCGGCGAUUUUUUAUAUAGACUGCUAGGGUUAGCGAUUACGAAGGUGCCAAAGUUACGCCAAAUUUUGCGAUUGGUCUGUGCUAAACUAACACGUUUCAUGUUUUUUACGUGGCUAUUGGAGCCGGUCUGCGUUCGUCGAUGCGCACAAUACUCGUUUAAUCAUCCAAUAGUCGGAUUUUUUCACUUCUCCAAUCACUCUAAAUGUGCAAGCCACGAAGACUGAAAAUAAUUUGUACAUACAUUUGUGUCGUUAAUACAAGAGAAUCAAACAUUCUAAUUAUAUAUUUCAAUCGGGUGUUUGUGUGAUUUUCAAUUUUACGAUGUUAUGUAUCCUCUAUAUUGUUUAUUUCGACCGGGAUGGAUGUGAUAGUUGCCUUUUGUUUUUUCGUUACUACCAAAAGGCGAUAUUUUUCGAGAUGGUUUUUGGGUGCAUCGGUUUUUGUAGUGUUUUGCUCGGAAAGUGCCAAAUUUUGACGGACCACGCGCUUAGGACACUCUCAACCUUACGAUCACCAACAAUCGCGAAAAAAAUUGUACAUAGUCUGGCUUACCGUCCUCAUAAAAGCAAAAAAACGAGUUUUUGUAAAGUUAAAUUUGGUUGAAAUGUCUAAUGAAGUCCUUACGCCUCCCGAAAUACGGGAAAUUUUAAACGAAAAUCAAAAAACGUGCGCGGUAGAAAAAACAAUUAAAUUAGUAAUUUUGUUUAGACGACCAUUUGCGUAGCUUGAGUCUUCCGGGGACGGUAUUCCAGAAUUUUCGGCCCUCUCUUCGUGUGUAGUUAGUGCCAAUUUUCUCUACUACUUGAAACACUACAUAAAUAGAUGCAUUAAAAAACGUUUUACCCUCAUAGCGUUCAUCACCCUCUAGGCGUAUGAUAGCUUGACUAAUAUAGCUUAAAGCGUACUAAAACGAACUAACUAAUGGUGGAUGCGCCGGGCUUGUAGAUCCUAAUGUGGCUGAUCAAAUCUAAAACCAAGAUCGUUUUAUUUCAGCUUAUAGUUGUGUCGAAUAGUCUUUAUAUUGUAAAUAACAUGUUUUCCAUUUGUUGAUUUUUGAAAUGGUUUAAAUCGAGCUUAGACGUAGGAUGGUUUUCCGAUUUCACACGAAUUCUGUUGUACAAGACGACGGUCUAAUUACAAUUCCGACUUUGUGUUCCCGAACAAGUACAAAACACAACGCUUUUUGUACAGACGGUUAUUUUCCUUGUAUGUGAUGUUUGUUUUCCUGUACGAAAGUAGGCCUAAUUACGCAUGUAUUUUAACAACAACUGACAUUUGUAAGAAUUCGAAAGUGUUGUAGUCAAUAAUACGAUUUUCUCCAUUUUUACGUUUUUGUGAUAUUUAUAAUACUAGGGAUGUAGUUAGGUUAGAAUGUUAACAUUGAUCAUUCCCUUUUCGUUGUUUCUGUUCGACGGUGAUUUGUUAUUAAUGCUCAAAGCAUGUAAAAUCAUGUAGUUUAAGAAAGACCCACGCUGUGUACAAUCAAUUUUGUUCAUUCUGGUGACGUUUCUUAAACUGUAAUAAUCAUUUCAUUGGAAAUAAAACACAAUUUGCUUAAAUACUAACCUUUAUUGCUUCUAACGCUUCGUACUUGUGGGAUAAGGUGAGCGCGGUUCUGCUGUUCGCGAACGUUGUUCCGUGUUCGCUAACAAUUUUUUU
Zophobas morio is the source of this 10392-nucleotide messenger RNA. RefSeq lists its product as uncharacterized. The record is from RefSeq and is a predicted model, not a curated record. Bases 27 to 8522 code for a protein of 2831 amino acids. NCBI's taxonomy places the organism in Eukaryota, Metazoa, Arthropoda, Insecta, Coleoptera, Tenebrionidae. Gene Ontology annotation, molecular function: guanyl-nucleotide exchange factor activity. The transcript has a single exon.